AUGGCAAAAUAUGUAGUCCCAAGUGCAAUAGUUGUUGAAGUCCUCAGUAGUGACAACUAUGAGAACUGGAGAUGCUGUAUGAAAAGCUACUUGUUAGCUCAAGGUCUAUGGGAUAUUGUUGAACCAACUACUGGAGCUUCUGAUGACAAGAACGCGGAAGUUGACUCUAAGCCUCCUGAUAGUGAAGAAGCUGCCAAAGCCAACUCUCAAACUUCUGAUAAUCAAGAAGCUGCGCCCGUUGUUGAUCCACUUACCAGACCUCCCAAUGAAAGGGGCUCUGAAGUCGACUCUAAGGCUCCUGAUAAUGAAGAGGUUGCCAAAGCAGACUCUCAUACUACUUCUGAUAAUCAAGAAGGUGCUGGAGCAGACACCAUUGCUUCUGAUAAUCAAGAAAUUGCUAAAGCCGAUUCUAAGGCUCCCGAUAAUCAAGAAGGCGCUCAAGCCAACUCUAAGAAGGAUGUUGAUGAUCAAGAAGUUGCCAAAGUCGACUCUAAGGCCCUUGAUAAUCAAGAAAGGGCUCAGACUAAUUCCGAGGCUUGGUGUAAAAGGAAUGCAGCUGCUUUACAUACAAUUCAAAUUUCAUGUUCACCAGACAUACUUUCCAAGAUUAGGACCAUUGAUUCGGCUAAAAAAGCUUGGGAUGCUUUGGCAAAUAUGCAAAAAUUGCAGCUACAAACAGCUGAACCACUAUCACCAAGAGUGAAAGCAGGUCUUGUUCAGAACGCAUAUAAAGGGAAUUGGGAUUCUGUAAAAGGAUUUCUUGACCAUCAUCCGAAAGCAAUAAAUGCUAAUAUUACAUCUUAUGGGGGAACAGCUCUUCAUGUAGCGACUGUCGGCGGAAAUGUGAAAGUUGUGGAAAAGCUGGUAGAGUUUAUGUCACCAGAAGACUUGGAAAUAAGGCUAUAUUGCAUUGCAAGCUUGGAGCAUAAAAAUGGUGAUAUUUUUCGUAUGUUGAACCUCUGA
Dovyalis caffra is the source of this 963-nucleotide messenger RNA. The record is from the annotation of a GenBank genome assembly. Lineage: Eukaryota; Viridiplantae; Streptophyta; Magnoliopsida; Malpighiales; Salicaceae.